Myxozyma melibiosi is the source of this 1208-nucleotide messenger RNA. RefSeq lists its product as uncharacterized. The coding region runs from base 197 to 1165 and encodes 322 amino acids. Lineage: Eukaryota; Fungi; Ascomycota; Lipomycetes; Lipomycetales; Lipomycetaceae. The record is from RefSeq and is a predicted model, not a curated record. The transcript has a single exon. Gene Ontology annotation, molecular function: 4-hydroxy-tetrahydrodipicolinate synthase activity.
UCUAAACAUGUAAGUCAACUACUGUUCUCAGAGCACAGAAAAUAAUAGCCCCCACGCUGACAUAAGCUGCCCCUCCCCCACAGUUCAACUACCCCCACAUUCUACUCCACUCCACUCCAGCUUAAAUGCCCCGAUUCCUCACUUUUUCUCUAUUCUCCUCCACGAUCUUCUUAUCUUCUUCUUUUUUCUUACAAAAAUGGUCAGACAAUUGGUUUCGGGUAUUUGGGUGCCGACGGUGACGUUCUUCACCGAGAACGACGAGGUCGACACCGCGACGAUUGCAAAGCAUACUGUUCGGCUGGCAAAGGCUGGUAUCAAGGCCAUGGUCACGCUUGGAUCGUAUGGCGAGGGAGUACUGCUCUCGCCCAAAGAGCGGUCGCUCGUGAACUCAACCACACGCAAGGCGCUCGAUGACGCUGGGUUUACUGAUAUCCCUGUUGUUGCGGGCGUGACUGAGCAGUCCGUCAAGGGCGCUGUUGCGUUGACAAAAGACGCAAAGGAAGCCGGCGCGGACGCAAUUCUGAUGGUGUGCUCGUCAUACUACCGCGGGUUUGUAGACGAGACCUACAUCACCGACUUCUUCACCGGCGUGGCGGACGAGUCGCCGCUGCCAAUCGUCAUCUACAACUACCCCGGCGUGACGGCCGGGAUCGAUAUCCCGUCCGAGCUGCUGAUCAAGCUGUCUGCGCACCCCAACAUCAUCGGCACCAAGUUCACGUGCGGCAACUCGGGCAAGCUCGCGCGGGUCGCGGGCGCGGUCAAGUCGAUCGGUCCGUUGAGCAAGACGUCGACGCUGGCCGACGUCGCGAGCGGAGACGGAUACUUUUGCAUUGCGGGUAUGGCUGAUUUCCUGACGCAGGCGCUCGCAGUCGGUGGCUCGGGGGUUAUUUCCGGACCGGGGAAUAUCACGCCCAAGACGGUGGUGCGGGUGUAUGAGCUGUUCAAGGCGGGCAAGUACGAGGAAGCGUUCGCGGCGCAGCAGAAGCUGUCGGACAGCGACUAUGUGCUGACGAACCUCGGACCGGAGGGCACCAAGUGUGCGCUGCAGCAGUUCUUUGGAUACGGCGGACACGUCCGUCGGCCGAUGCAGCGGAAGAGUGAGGAUGCGGUGAAGCAGCAGGCGGUUGAGAUCCAGAAGUACAUCGACUUUGAGAGCAGUUUGUAGAGAAGCAGUAAGAGUAGUAGUAAUCCAUUACAUAACACAUUAU